Mycena indigotica is the source of this 1182-nucleotide messenger RNA. RefSeq lists its product as uncharacterized. The record is from RefSeq and is a predicted model, not a curated record. Gene Ontology annotation, molecular function: tRNA binding. Gene Ontology annotation, cellular component: methionyl glutamyl tRNA synthetase complex. NCBI's taxonomy places the organism in Eukaryota, Fungi, Basidiomycota, Agaricomycetes, Agaricales, Mycenaceae. The coding region runs from base 1 to 1182 and encodes 393 amino acids. The transcript has 8 exons.
AUGGAUUUUCAAGCCAGUGUAUCGAAGCUCAGCAGUCCUGUCAAAGACCUUGUUCUAUCGGUCACCCAAAACGGCACUCAGCACGUCGGGGCUCAGGAAACUGACACGCUUGCGGUGAACGAAUGGAUUGGCAAGAUCGCGCAGGGCGAUCUUGUGAAUGAAUCUGGCUUAAAGACUCUCAACACAGAACUCGUCCCCAAAACUUACCUUGUCAGCAACUACUUGACGGCUGCCGACGUAGCGUUAUAUGGAACCUUACAUCCGACAUUAUCAAAAUUGAAGCCGUCCGAAUAUUUUUCACAUCCAAGCGUAACGCGUUAUUUUGACCACAUCCAAUCCACUGCACCAGUUCGGACAGCCGCUGACGCGUUUGGGCCUUCAUUUACUGAGGUAACCUUUGAUUUCACCGAUGCCCCGCGCGCAGAUCGCAAAGUCGAAGCGCCCAAAAAGAAGAAGGAGAAAGUGGCUGAGCCAGCUGCUCCUGAGCCGACACCAACAUCUUCGGUCAAGGAAGUUGCAAGCAAACCUAAGAAGGAGAAGAAGGAGAAGGCCCCGCCAACUGGUGAUGAGACGGGCGGAAAGAAAAAGGGCGGUGCACCCGCCAAAGCAGCAGCUGCGGACGACUCGGGAGAGCCUGUUCCAUCCAUGAUUGACCUCCGAGUGGGUCACAUUGUCGACAUAAUGAAGCAUCCUGACGCUGAUGGCCUUUAUGUGGAGCAAAUCGACUUGGGAGAAGAAACGGGUCCUCGAACCGUUGUUUCUGGACUGGUCAACUAUAUUCCGAUCGAGCAAAUGCGGGACAAGUAUCUUGUCGCUGUGGCAACUCAGUGUAAUCUCAAACCAGCUAGUAUGCGCGGCGUUAAGAGUUUUGCCAUGGUUCUUUGCGCUACUUCGAAGGAGGGAAAGGAGGGUGGAAUUGAGCUCAUCCAGCCUCCAGCCAACUCCAAACCAGUGAUUGUCGUUUUCGUAAAAUCCCGGCCGACGUCGCUUGACGUAGAUGCUACGCCCUUGGCCCAACUCAAUCCCAAAAAGAAGAUUUUCGAGACAAUUCAACCAGGGUUCAUCACAUUAGAUUCGCGGGAAGCGGCAUGGGUAAAUCCAGCGACAAAAACGGUCCACAAAAUACGAACGAAGGAGGGUAUUUGUGUAGCCCCAACGUUAGUAGGCGCCUCCCUGUCGUAG